Molecule: messenger RNA, 1212 nt
Organism: Pygocentrus nattereri (red-bellied piranha)
Lineage: Eukaryota; Metazoa; Chordata; Actinopteri; Characiformes; Serrasalmidae
Product: GPI-linked NAD(P)(+)--arginine ADP-ribosyltransferase 1-like
Exons: 4
Coding region: 267-1145 (292 amino acids)
Molecular function (GO): NAD+-protein-arginine ADP-ribosyltransferase activity; NAD+ poly-ADP-ribosyltransferase activity
Source: RefSeq, a predicted model, not a curated record
CUGUAUACUUUGAGUGAAUUAAAUGCAAGAAAAAUAUGCUUCUUGCUAAAUAUCUCACUACAUUUUUGUAUAUCAGCUCCCUAUGAAAUCUGCAGUGCAGAUAUGGGGGUUGUGUCCCCUUAAAUCCUUUCCCCACCCUAUAUAUGGCAAAGCCAGCUGGUUACUGGAGAACUGCCUAGACUUUUAAACUGGGCAACUGUGUACAAAAUGUUCCUCUUUGUCUAGACGUGCAGCUGAAUUGUCCCAGAGGCAGCGAGUGGACUGAUAUGAUGGGAGGUCAGAGUUUAAGUCUCUUUCUGCUGAUGUUCCUACCUGUGCUCACCCACAAUGUCACUGCAGAGAAGAGAAUCCUGGACAUGGCUCCCAAUGCUGUAGAUGACACCUUCUCAGAGUGUCGUGACAAAAUGAUACAGACUAUUACAGCACCAGGUGGCCUGUUGCAGAAAGAGCUCAAGGCCAGGAAGGAUUUUGCAGACAUGUGGAGGAGUCAUGGUGGAACUUGUGAGAAGCAAAUUUAUGGUGCAACACCUCAUCACUUGGCUGCACUUCAGGCUUAUGGGAAUUCUGGAGUUCAGUUCCGAAAGACGUUUAACAACAUGGUUCAGACCAAAGGCAGCAAUGCCACAACAUACAACGAUGAGUUUCCCUUCAAGUCUCUCCACUUUCUGCUAACAGAUGCUUUACGACUUCUUAACCCUGGCAAAGCAUGUUACACUGUGUACUUUGGCACGAGCAACCUAUAUACAGCAGAAACUGGGAAGGAGGUGCGUUUUGGGAGGUUUCUUCAUCCUAGACUUCAGCAGAGCCUUGAAAUUGAAGCAGCUGAGUCAGAAGGCAAAGGCACACUGUUCAACAUCAGCUCCUGUUCUGUGGUUAAUGUUGAGAACUACACGUGCACUUCUGAGGAAAUUGAACAGCUUAUUUCCCCAACUGAGGUCUUCAAAGUGAAGAGUAUCAAUCAUGUUUCAACUGAUGAAGCUGACUAUAAAAUAAUAACUUUAACACAUUCAGGCUUUCUGAGCAAUCAUGACUGCUACUACUCUACCAGCUCACCUUCUGGAUCCUCUGCUCCACUGCUGACCUGCAAGAUUCUGGCAUUGGUGUCCCUCUUUCUUGCCAUUCUUCUGCCAAAGAACCUGCUUUAAGAGUAAACAUAGAUUGCUUUGUAAUCCCAUAUUGUCUUCAUUAAACAAGUUAUUCCUCUUAAGACCA